Messenger RNA from Brenthis ino (lesser marbled fritillary), 1569 nucleotides. Lineage: Eukaryota; Metazoa; Arthropoda; Insecta; Lepidoptera; Nymphalidae. The record is from the annotation of a GenBank genome assembly.
AUGAGUGAAAGGAAAAGAGAUUAUCCCAGCGGCACUGAGAAAAGAAAAAUUAAACAGAAAAGGGACGAGGUUAUAAAAAAAGUGCCCAAAAUUUCUUCAUUUUUUCAGAGACAAGAUACUGUGAGUGAUUUAGAUUGGAAAGAUUCUUCUGAAGCAUGUUCUUCGUCACAUAUCCAUCCGGAAAUAGAAGAAAGCCAAGCACAUACUUUAUCGGAUGUCCAUCCAGAAAUCGAGGAACCCCAAGUCAACGAUUCUGAUAUAUCUGCAGAUAAUGCAGAUUGUAAUAUAAUUUCAUCAGAUAGAGGAAAUUUUGGUGACAAUUUAACUGAAUGCGAACGAAAAAUAAUUUUUAAAUUGGGUCCAUUUAAACCACAAGGACCAUUUCCAAAAGUUUCAGAAAAUAACCGACCUUUUUCAGCUUAUUAUUAUUCAUAUUUCAAUCAGGCAGGCAUAAAAAUUAUAAGACCAUGGUUAUGUUAUUCUAACGUUUUAAACAAACCGUACUGUCACUUCUGUUGGUUAUUAGCAGAUCGUCAAAACAAAUCGUACUCCUCUGCUUGGGUUAACGGUGUUUCGGUUAGAAGCAAUUUCACACAAACUAUUCUUGACCAUGAAAAGUCACAGCAGCACAUUAGUGCCUCACUCUCUUAUAAUAAUUGGUUGCAAGGAAAUACCAUCGAUACUCUAUUGAAAAGUGAAAUCGAUAGUAAAAUUACAUUCUGGAGAGAUGUACUGCAUCGUAUAAUUAAUGUUAUAAUUACUUUAGUAUCUUGUAAUCUACCUUUGAGGGGGCAUGAUUCUGAUUCUGGCAAUUUUAUGGCAAUUUCACGUCUUCUAUCUAACUAUGAUGCAACUUUAAAAGAACUUUUUCUAAAACCGAAAGGUGAAAUAAAUUAUUUAAGCCCUACGAUUCAAAACGAAAUUAUUAGUUUGCUUGGUACUAACGUUAGGAACAGUAUUAUCUCAGAAAUUAAAAAAGCUCCAUUUCUGACAAUAAUUCUGGAUACAACACAAGACUUGUCAAAAAUUGACCAACUAUCUGUAGUUUUUCGAUAUAUCUCGGUUACAGAAAAUGAUGAUAAUGUGCCUAAAGAAAUAAAAAUCUGUGAGUCCUUUUUAGGAUUCAUAGCAGUAACCGAUUGCAGUGCUGCAGGUCUGAAAACUGUCAUUUUAAAUUUGACUAAAGAAUAUGGAAUUGAUUUGACUAAAUGUAGAGGACAGGGAUACGAUGGAGCAAAUGUUAUGUCGGGUGUGUAUGGAGGAUUACAAACCCUAAUAAAAGAGCAUGCUCCAAAUGCCGAUUAUGUUCAUUGUGCUGCGCACGCUUUAAACUUGGUUUUGAACGAUGCUGCGAGACAUGUUCGUGAAGUAUCGACUUUUUUCGAUAAUUUAGAAAAAAUAUAUACUUUUUUUGGCAAUAGUAUAAAACGCUGGGCUAUGCUAAGUGACGAUUCAUCUGAAAAAUAUUUGAUUACCCUUAAAAAGGUCAAGGACGGGCUGUGGACCGCCGCAGGCGGGCAUGACCUGAGGUUCUUGCCUCUCGGGAACGAUCGAUACACGAGAUGUGUA